AGCGUCAUUUUGCUCGCAGAGCGAUGCCGGGCAGCUGAGCCCACUGCUGCUCCUUGCGCGCCCCGUGCGCAGCAGAGGUGGGCCGCCAUGUCCGGGGAGGGCGCCAAGGCGCUGGAGAUGGUGCGGGCCUACGAGACGGGCAACGAUGUUCGCCAGAUCGUGGCCUGCUCCGAGGGCGGCCGGGCCUUCCGGCUGCUCAAGAGGCGGGAGGAGAACAAGACCCUCGUGCAGAACGAGAUGCAGAACAUCGAGAAUGAGACCAAGAAACGAAAGUUCGCCAGCAUCGACCAGAAGUUUGGCGGAUCCUCCGCCGAUGACCUGGAGGAGGAGUUCAAGCGGCAGACGGUCGGCUUGAUCUCCGUGGCGGAGUUCAAGGCCAAGCGCCAGGCGAUCGAUGAUCUCAUCGCUGGCGUGCAGGCGAAGGGCAAGGGCGACAAGCAUAUUCGCUUGCAGCGCAAGGUGAACGGAAACAAGCUUUCGUUCAAGGACCCGGACGCCGACAGCGACGAGGAGGGGGAGAAGGACGAGGCCGACUCUGCCUCGGACGAGGACGGCGAGAAGGCGUCGAGCUCGAGGCGGAAGGCCUUCGGCAAAGAUCCCUCGGUGAACACCUCCUUCCUGUACGA
Prorocentrum cordatum is the source of this 626-nucleotide messenger RNA. The record is from the annotation of a GenBank genome assembly. Lineage: Eukaryota; Dinophyceae; Prorocentrales; Prorocentraceae.